UCUAUAGAACCUCACUCAAAGCAAAUUCAAUGAUCUUUCACACUGUUGUCUAAGGUACUAACAGGUGACAGUGAAGUGUCUCUCUCUCUCCUCUGCAAAACUCCGAAAAUGGGUAACUCCAAAUAUCAAACUUUACGACCCAAAUCAAAACUCUCAAAACCGAUCUUGAUCCUUGCACUUUCAAUAUCCUUCGUUUCACUCUUAUUCCUCUUUUCAUCUUUCAAUUCUACAACUGGGUUUUCUUUCUCUUCUCCUAAAAUCAUCCACCAUGUCUUCAAUGAAUCCGCCAUUGAUAAAACUCAAAAGUUCUUGUAUUGGGGUUACAGAAUUGAUUGCCCUGGUCAUCAUUGUGACACUUGUGCUGGUUUAGGUCACCAGGAAUCCAGCCUUCGUUGCGCCCUUGAAGAGGCCUUGUUUCUUCAAAGGACUUUAGUGAUGCCUGCUCGGAUGUGUAUCAACCCAAUACACAACAAGAAAGGGAUGUUGCAUCAAGAAAGUCAAGCAAGUUCAGAUGAGGGAUGGAUGGCUACCUCCUGUGCUAUGGAUUCUUUGUACGACUUGGACCUUAUAUCCAACAAGAUACCUGUGAUUUUGGACAAUUCAGAAAUGUGGCACCAGGUUUUAUCAACUGGUAUGAAACUGGGCGCCAGAGGUGUAGCUCACGUGAAAAGAAUUAGCCGAGUUGAACUCAAGGAGGAUCCUCAAUAUGCAAACCUCUUGCUUAUAAAUCGAACUGCAAGUCCUUUAGCAUGGUUUGUGGAAUGCAAGGAUAGGUUGAACCAUAGUGCUGUUGCUUUGCCAUAUACUUUUCUUCCAUCAAUGGCAGCCAAGAAACUUAGAGAGGCUGCGGAUAAGAUAAAAGCAAUGCUUGGUGACUAUGAUGCUAUACAUGUCCGCCGGGGUGAUAUACUAAAAAAGAGGACAGAUAGAUUUGGUGUUGUGAGGAGCCGACAUCCUCAUGUCGAGAGAGAUACAAGGCCGGAGUGUAUUCUUCAAAGAAUAUCGAAAUGGGUCCAACCUGGACGAACCCUUUUUAUUGCGUCAAACGAGAGAAAACCUGGAUAUUUUUCACCCCUUGGUGUCAGGUAUAGAUUGGCAUAUUCAUCAAACUACAGUAGCAUCGUGGAUCCUGUGGUUGAGAAUAACUACCAGUUGUUUAUGAUAGAUAGGCUCAUUAUGAUGGGAGCAAAAACGUUCAUCAGUACUUUCAAGAGUGAUGAUGGAGAACUUAGUCUGAGUGAUGAUCCAAAGAAAAAUACCGGGGGAUGGAUGAAAGUUGUUCGUACUGAUAGUUGCUGAAGGAAGGCGAAUCAUUCUCAGUAUGUUCUACGCUCUUGGAGACGAAAAUAUAACUGAUACUGUGCAGGCUUGCUCCAACAUCGACGACCACGAGUUUUUGCAUGACAAUGGAUGGAUCUAAUAUGCAAGUGAAUUAGGGGCUCCUAUCCUAAGUUUCCCCUUAUAAAAUUUUGUAUGUCGUAAUGUGAUGCCAUUGUAAAUUUAGAAUUUCUCAUUUAGAUCAUGAUUCAUGUAUGGUAAAAAUAGCUCCAGCUCAACAUUGCCAAUUGGCAACAUUUUUUCUUUAGCGCGCAAAAUAUUUUGUGAUAUCAUGUAAGUCAAAAGUUAAAGCAGGAGAUGUCAAUAUAAUACAUCAACAUCAUUUCCUCUA
Messenger RNA from Beta vulgaris subsp. vulgaris (sugar beet), 1669 nucleotides. RefSeq lists its product as hypothetical. The transcript is spliced from 6 exons. The record is from RefSeq and is a predicted model, not a curated record. Gene Ontology annotation, cellular component: Golgi apparatus. Lineage: Eukaryota; Viridiplantae; Streptophyta; Magnoliopsida; Caryophyllales; Amaranthaceae. The coding region runs from base 109 to 1299 and encodes 396 amino acids.